AUUUUCUUUGUUAGCGUUACUAAUACUAAAUAAGGUGGUUUCUAAUUAUUAUUUGAAGAUGGUUCCUAAUGUUGUAGAGGGUCAUCGUGUUUCUUAUUAUUAUUUGAUGAAGAGUCUGAUGUCUUGUUUACUAUUAUUUGAGGCAGAAGAAUACGGGGAUAAGAUAGAAGAACGGCCAUGAGUAUCUCAGCAGGUGAAUGUGUAUUAUAGUGGGCUGCUGAAAUAGUCAAAAUCUUUGUAAACAGUCAUGACUUUUUUUUUUGCUGAAACGAUGCGUGUCCUCUGACUGGAAAAUAUUGCGCUUGUGGAGUAUUUUUUUCAAAAGUUAUAUGAUUAUGAUAAGAUAGAAUGUUGAUUGAUGUGAAGGUGUCAAGGUUGUGGAUCAGUCGUAAGAAGAAGGAGAUGCAGUUGCGUUAUCAAGAGCAGUUGUAUGAAGUCAGAAGUUGUAGUACAGUCAGAUUUUUGAUGUGGCUUGAUUCAAUGGCGAGGAAAAGGUCGUAGGAAGUUUAUGUGAAAGAGCAGGAUUCUUGAACUAUGUGAAGGAACAUUAUAACUAUCCGCGAAGCGAGUAUCAGUUUUCUAUUUCUUUUCUCAUCCUUUUUCUGAAAAUCCGGGAUGAAGAAGAGGAUGAUUUAGAUCGCCGAUUAAGAAAAUGAAAAACGUUAGUACUGGUGGAGUCAACUACUCCUGAUCUAACUGUUGCUAGCGUGGUUAAGUGAGUGAUCCCUAAUUUAUGUAGGUUCUCUUCGUCAGUAGCUUCACUACACGCUGAGCAGGCACGUAAUACCCUUGCAGGUCGUCGCGCUUGCUUUCAGGGCCCUACAUUGUUAGGCUGUGCCUUAGUUGUAUCUACAGAGGCUAUGGGCAUAUAGUUCUCUCAGAUAGUCUUAGGGUUUGGCCGUUGUGACACGGUCUUCUUGCUCCCCCGGUAUGUAAGUUGUUAAAUGAGGUUAUUUAAGUAGUUGAAUGGGAGGCAGCAUGUAGUUCUAUGGAAAAAAAAUAAUUAAUCUGUUGUGAGAGAAACCUAAUUUCAAUGUAUUUCUCUACCUACCAGGAGAUUCACAUUGUUGUUGGGUGGUCCGCCGGUCGCCUUUACGGAAACCGAUUGGGACCUAGAGCGUUUUUUCUUUCUGUUGUGAGAUUACACGAGAGAUCCUAUAUGAAUAAUUGCAUCACGCAAGGACGCACGGAGAAACUAGCAAUGCAAGUUUUAUAUAAUUCACAUACGAGAGUCUAG
Molecule: messenger RNA, 1237 nt
Organism: Amoebophrya sp. A25
Lineage: Eukaryota; Dinophyceae; Syndiniales; Amoebophryaceae
Source: the annotation of a GenBank genome assembly